Parastagonospora nodorum SN15 is the source of this 1821-nucleotide messenger RNA. RefSeq lists its product as hypothetical. Gene Ontology annotation, biological process: positive regulation of proteasomal ubiquitin-dependent protein catabolic process; ubiquitin-dependent protein catabolic process; protein polyubiquitination. NCBI's taxonomy places the organism in Eukaryota, Fungi, Ascomycota, Dothideomycetes, Pleosporales, Phaeosphaeriaceae. The record is from RefSeq and is a predicted model, not a curated record. Gene Ontology annotation, cellular component: ubiquitin ligase complex; cytoplasm. Bases 1 to 1821 code for a protein of 606 amino acids. Gene Ontology annotation, molecular function: zinc ion binding; ubiquitin protein ligase activity; ubiquitin conjugating enzyme binding. The transcript is spliced from 3 exons.
AUGGCGGAGACGGAGAAGGGUUGCGUGAUCUGUGGCGGCGAGGAGAAGGACGGCGAACUGCUCAUUGCAGCUCCCUGCGGUCAGCACUGGGUGUGCCCAGAUGACAUUUCAAGCUUUUUCGAGCGCGCUACGCAGAACGAGAGCCUCUUUCCACCGAAGUGCUGCGGCCAGAUGUUCAUGCUCCAAGAGUAUGAAGAGUACGUUCCGUUUGAUAUUGCUUGGGCAUAUCAAGUCAAGGAGCAGGGCGAGUACGCCAUCCUCGCAAAGUUCCGCGUGUACUGUGGCAACCCAGCUUGCGCAAAGUUCUUGCAUCCAUCGACACACGUGACCGACCAGCCAACCAACAUCACAUACGCCAUCUGCGAGGACGAUUCAUGUGGCAAGUUGUCCUGCAUCGCCUGCAAGAACAUUCUCGCCGAGGGCACCAACAACCACGUCUGCAAGAAGGACGAGAACGAGGAGAAGUUCCAGAAACUCGCGACCGAGAACGGCUACCAGAACUGCAGCCAAUGCAGCGCCGUGGUCGAGCUGAUGGAAGCUUGCAACCACGUCACAUGCUCCUGCGGCUACGACUUCUGCUACCUCUGCGGCAAAGAGUGGGUCGGCCUCCACGGCUGCCCUCACUACGGCCAAGCCACCUUCGACACCGAAGGCUACAACCAAGACGGCUACCAUCGCGAUUCCAGCCUCAACCGCGAGGGCCUUACCCGCCGUCAGGAGAUGGCGCGGCGCCGCGGCGAAGACCCCGAUGAUGAGGACGACGACGAAACCGACCCUGAGCUGGAAGACGAGGAGUGGGAGGUCAUGCAGCACAUCACGCCCGAGCAGCGCAUGGCUGUCAACAUCCUCCAUGGCGCGGCGCGCGAAGACGCGCUGGAUAAUCUACGCAUCCAGCUGUUCGAGAGCCAGGGAAUUACAUUCGGCACGGAUCCUGGACCGAUGGAGAUUCUCACCGAGCGGCAACUAGACAUUGUCGAGGCGGUUAUGCAGGAGAUCCACGCCGCGCACGAUCCGCUCCUCAACCCGUUGCUCAACCGCCUGAGCAACGAGGCUGCGACAAUGGACGACGCGACUGUCGUGAGCAUCUACCGCCCGAUCGCAGACCUGUAUGUCCGGCAUAUGUCUCCUGCCAACGCCCGGCAAAUCAUCGACUUCAUCCCCGUACUCAACGACGCGCAAAUCGCAAACCUAGCGCUCAUUCUGGGCUUGCGUCUCACCCAAGAAGCCGCCGGGGCGUUCGCGGAGUAUCUCUUAGAGCAGCUUCUCGCGGCCCAGCCUGAAGAAGCUGCGCCCCUUACCGCUGAGCAACAACUCGUCCUCGACCAAGUCCUCCAGGAACUUGAAGAUGCAGACAUGCCGCUCCUCCCCCCGCUGCUCAACCGCCUCACCAGCGAAACCAUGGACGCGCUGACAUCCACACAAGUCCUCUCGCGCAUCGCCGAACUGCACAUCCAACACCUCCCCACUCCCCUCGUGGGACAAAUGGCAUCGCUCCUCGCCGCGCUCACCGCGCCGCAGAUCGCGCAGCUUGGAGCGCGCCUCGCGCCGGACCUGGCUGCAGACCGAGUUGCGGAGUUUGUGGGGCAUUACACGCGGUGGCUUGGUGAGGCUGCUUCGAACGCUACGGGCGAUGUGAAUGCUGUGUUGGAUGAAGGUGAUGUCUUGGAUGAAGGGACUGGUCCGGACAUGAACAAUCUGUCCAUCGAACGGCUCAUCGAACGGGUCAAGGAAAGCACGCCUGCGGAAGCUACAUAUACCGCCGAUGCUGGCGGGGAGACUCGUUCGAGGCUGUCGGAUGAGUGGGAUGAUGAUGAUUUGUAA